Messenger RNA from Olea europaea var. sylvestris, 3364 nucleotides. RefSeq names its product pentatricopeptide repeat-containing protein At1g08610. Gene Ontology annotation, molecular function: protein binding. The record is from RefSeq and is a predicted model, not a curated record. The transcript has 2 exons. Bases 411 to 2132 code for a protein of 573 amino acids. NCBI's taxonomy places the organism in Eukaryota, Viridiplantae, Streptophyta, Magnoliopsida, Lamiales, Oleaceae.
ACUUAAUUUCGGUCCCUAUCCUCAAACCCUCGUAACCCCUAACAAUCCUCUCUCUAAAACUUAGCCUACACCAUCACCAGCCAUCGGGAGGUCUCUUUCUACCAGCCGCACUUCUCUUCUAUAACGACGAACAAAUUUGGUGGGAGUUUGACAUGAAUAUUGCGUCCUGUUACAAAUUCCAGACAGACCUCUGGAGAAUUAAUUAAAGUUGAGGAACUGUGGAAUAUAUUGUGCUUUACUUGGAUGACUAGCAUAAAAGUGUUGAGCACUGCUUAAAUACUUACUGGAAGAUUUGUUCUGGAAGAUCUGUUCUAAUACUUACUGCUUAAAUACUUCUUGAACAAAGUGAUCAGUUAGCCGAAUACGUUAUAUAUGCUGUUCUAAGUUGUUUUUCAACUGAGGGGAUAUAGAUGGAUUACAAAGCUAUUCUCCAUAAACCAAUGAUUGAGGUUCCUAAUUUGCACGGCUCGAACUCGAUUUCCUACCAAACAGAUCGUGGUUCUGGCACUAAUUAUUCUACGAAAUCUCAUCUAAAUUGGGUGGGAGCUUAUGGUUCAGGAGCAGGUGCUUCUUCGUUAAGGUGUAGAGGGCAGCAAACAGGGGUUUGUCUUGAUAGAAUCAGCGUGAGUAAUCAAAAUGAGUGGGAAUUGGAUGGAAGCAGGAUGAAUGUCGAGAAGAAAUUCAAUGGACAAAUGCAAAUCAAUUUGAGCAGAUUCACUAAUUCUUCAAGAUUGUCUACAGAUGGACCAUUUGUUGAAAAUGAUGAGAAAACUAAUAAUGAAAUCCUUCAAACUUUUUGCAUUCGCGGGAAGUUACUAGAUGCAGCAAAGUUAGUAGAUUUGAUGACUCGUAGAAACCAAAUUCCAGAUUUUUCUUGCUGCAUAAAGUUGAUCAGGGGCCUUGUCAAUAUUGAGCGGACCAGAAAAGCUGUUAAUGUCCUCCAACUCAUGGUUUUGUCUGGUGGGAUUCCAGAUAUUAUCACAUAUAACAUGUUAAUUAGUGGCCUAUGUCGGAAGAAGUAUCUUAAUUCGGCUACUGAUGUCUUGGAGAACAUGAGUUUGAGUGGUUGCCCUCCAGAUGUUAUUACUUACAACACAAUACUACGAGCUUUGUUUGAUAAUGGUAGGUUUGAUCAGGCUAUUCAGUUUUGGAAGGAUCAACUAAGAAAGGGAUGUCCUCCUUAUGUAAUCACCUACACGGUUCUCAUUGAGUUAGUCUGCAAACAUAUUGGAAUUGUACGAGCAUUAGAAAUCAUGGAAGAUCUGGCGGUGGAGGGAUGUUAUCCUGACCUUGUGACCUACAAUUCAAUGAUCAAUAUUUCUUCUAAACAGGGAAACUAUGAUGACACAAUGCUGGUUAUUUGUAAUCUUCUGUCUCGUGGAAUGGAGCCAAAUACUAUUACAUACAACACUCUUCUCCAUUCUCUUUGUACCUAUGGGCGUUGGGAUGAAGUGGAUGAGAUCCUUUUUUUCAUGAAUGAAACAUCACACCCUCCUACUCGCGUAACUUAUAAUAUUUUGAUUAAUGGUUUAUGUAAACAUGGUCAUCUGGAUCGUGCAAUUGACUUCUUUAAUCAGAUGAUUUCCCACAAUUGCUCUCCUGAUAUAAUUACUUAUAACACCCUCCUACGUGCUCUUUGUAAGGAAGCAAUGCUAGACGAGGCUGUCCAAGUUCUUCACUGCUUAUGUGAUACAAACUGCUCUCCUAGUUUAAUCACUUACAAUAUUGUCAUUGACGGAUUGUCAAAGGAGGGUUUUAUGGAGAAAGCAAUGGAAGUGUACAAUAACAUGGUAGAGCACGGGAUUUGUCCUGAUGAGGUUACCUAUCGAUGUUUGAUUUGGGGUUUCUGCCGAGCCGAUCUAGUUGAAGAGGCUGUAGAAUUAUUAAAGGUGAUCGGUAUUAACAAAAACAGGAUAAGAGAUAAUUGUUAUAGAUUCAUUAUUAAGAGAUUGUGCCAGAAUAAAAAAAUGGAUUCCGCAAUUCGAGUCCUAGAAAUUUUGAUAGCAAGUAGACACAAGUCUUGUGUCACAGUUUAUUCAGAAAUAAUUCAUGAGAUUGACAAUGCUGGUAUGCCUGAAGAAGCUGCAGAAUUACGACAGAAAUUGGUGGAACUUCGGAUUUUCAGAGAGUAGCCCUGUUGGAUCACAUGUACUUGGCUCUGAAUCUUCUGCGCUUUACAUCUUCAGUCAGUUCACAUCAGUGUGGGCAGAAAUUAUUUUCUUUGAAAGAAAGGUUUUCUCUUGUUCUUUUUUAUCCAUGCUCUCUCGUGAAAUAUUUGGUGUUUGGAUAGCAUGCUGGCCUAUGCCCAAUUGCCCAUGAUCCAAUUCUUCUGACACCUUAGAAUAUUACUGUUUUGGUACAUAACCGUGGACAUUAUGAUGUGAAUGCUUGGAUAAUAAAUUACCUUGGUUUUACUUUGGAUAGAUGGAAAGCGAUGUGGUUUUAAUACUUAAUAUGAACAUAUCAAUUCAGACUAAUGUUUCUAGCAUAAUUGUUGUAUUGUCUAUUUUAUUCAUUCAAAGUAAUGAUUUCUACGCACUGAUUUGCAUUAAUCUUUGUGCAAACAAAUGCUAAAAGGUGUGUGUUCUGUGAAUGGAGUUUGUGUAAAAAUUUGUCCUGUUUUAUGAGAGGAACUGUCUAUGCUGGAUGGAGUCGUCGAUGUAAUAUUUUGUGCUUCUUUCUUUCUUUUGUUUUGUUAACGUCCUAGAAGAAGAUCAUGCUCUCCACAUUUACAUCUCAUUUUUUUUCCCAGCAAAUAUAUUUCUUUCAUCGUAACAAUUAAUUGUGUAUGAAAGUUUAAAUGAAAUGGGGUAAAACAGAAGUGAGUCUUUAUACGCUAGUCGAGGAGCUUAUUAAACUUGACUAAAAUGACUCAGAAUGUUCUAAUAUUUUUCUUACUGAUUUUUAUUUUUGGUUUCCUGAUGGGGGCAGAACUGUAAUACGUGGUAGUGAACUAUGCUGUAAAAAAUGAAUGAAAUAUGCAGCCAAAGCUAGACUCAAGAGGCAAUGGGACAAGCACCAACAAAUAGUUUGGGAUGUUUAUGGAUUUCCAAGCAGCAUGCUACGAGAGAUCGACCUGGUUUUUUCUUCAUACAUAGGCUGUUAUUUUGCAGAAAUAUAGGCUGCUAUUAAAAUAUCAACCAAUCUUUGGAGGCAUCACUUGGCAAUUGUUAAGGAAGUUUGGAUCGGCUAUUCCACAAAUUGUUUCUUUUUCUCUGUUAUUUUAGGCGUUCAUGAACUUGUGCUUAAAUCCAUGUACGAGAGUAGAUACAAUGUUGCUUUAUAUAUUGCUUAGAAUGUAAAGUGAGCUUAAACAUUGUUGGCCAUGAUUAGUAUUAAAUAAUAUUAAUUUAAAAUUUGGAUA